Messenger RNA from Laccaria bicolor S238N-H82, 697 nucleotides. RefSeq names its product 20S proteasome subunit. Lineage: Eukaryota; Fungi; Basidiomycota; Agaricomycetes; Agaricales; Hydnangiaceae. Gene Ontology annotation, molecular function: peptidase activity. Gene Ontology annotation, cellular component: proteasome core complex, beta-subunit complex; nucleus; cytosol. The transcript is spliced from 3 exons. The record is from RefSeq and is a predicted model, not a curated record. Gene Ontology annotation, biological process: proteasomal protein catabolic process. The coding region runs from base 1 to 585 and encodes 194 amino acids.
AUGGAGACCUCAUUCGCAAUCACCGGCAAGGGUUAUGUGAUAGUUGCGGCGGACACAACCUCUGCCCGCUCAAUCGUGAAGAUGAAAAUCGACGAGGACAAAAUCAAGACACUCAGCCCACACCUCCUCAUGGCGUACUCUGGCGAACCAGGCGACACCGUCCAAUUCGCCGAAUACGUCGAGCGCAACAUCCGUUUAUACCAGAUCCGCAACCUCUACCCUCUGCGACCCUCAGCAGCCGCUUCCUGGAUCCGUCGUGCCCUUGCGGAGUCGCUGCGUUCACGUAAACCUUACUCCGUCAACCUCCUUCUUGGGGGAUACGAUACGGCGUCGCAUGAUCCCCACCUUUAUUGGAUUGAUUACCUUGGUACGAUGACGGAGGUGCCGUUCGCUGCGCAUGGGUAUGGAUCGUAUUUCGCGUUGAGUUUGUUGGAUAGAUAUCAUAAUCCUGAAGCUACGAUUGAGGAGGGACUGGCUACGCUUAAACGGUGUAUUGAUGAGGUUGCGAAGCGUCUUGUUGUCAGUCCUGGCAAGUACAAGGUUAAGAUCGUUGAUCAAGAUGGGAUAAGGGAGGUUGAACUUUGAAUGGACGGUGGGGUAGAGAUAACUGCGCUGUGCGAGAGCUACGUAUGCCAUCGAAUACACUUCCUGUUUGCUUUGACGCCUCAGAAAGGUCAUGUUUCGAGCCUUCAGAACC